AUGGCGACGCUUCUGGGGUCCGAGUCCCCUUGUACUGGAGGAAAACGAAGAAAUUGCAGCAGCAAUAUCGUCACAAAGUUCACGGCCAGUAAAAUUACUGGGCAGGGUUUCAGCCGAGGGACACAGCUCCCAGGAGGCCUGCUCCAGGAGAGAGAUAAACGCGCUAAAUGGCAUGGCAUCCCUACUCUGCUGCAGAAGCUCUAUGAGAGCAGCCAUCCCAACAGUGACCUCUCCCAUGCCCACAGCUUUCUUAAGGUUUUAUCUUCCCAGCUCUCCAUGGAGGCCAUGUCCUUUGUCACAGAGGACAGGAAGACCGCUCAGGAAUCCACCUUCCCCAACACGUACACCUUUGACCUCUUUGGUGGAGUUGAUCUGCUUGUGGAGAUCCUGAUGAGACCUACACUAACUAUGCAGAAGAAAAAACCCAAACUGAAUGAUGACUUGGUCAAAGACUGCCUUAGUGUUCUCUACAACUGUUGUAUAUGUACGGAGGGGGUCACAAAGAGCCUGGCAGCGAGGGAUGACUUUGUGCUGUUUCUCUUCACUCUGAUGACAAACAAGAAAACCUUCCUACAGACUGCUACCCUGAUUGAAGAUAUUCUUGGAGUUAAGAAGGAGAUGAUCCAGUUAGAGGGCAUCCCCAACCUGUCAGGCCUGGUCCAAAGCUUUGACCAGCAACAACUGGCCAACUUCUGUCGCAUCCUGUCUGUCACAAUCUCCGAACCUGAUGUAGGAAAUGAUGACAAGCACACCCUGUUGGCCAAAAAUGCUCAGCAGAAGCGCAAUGCUAGUCCCUCACGAGCAGAGGUCAACCAGGUAACUCUGCUGAACAUCCCUGGUUUCAUUGAGCGGCUGUGUAAGCUGGCCACUAGAAAGGUGUCUGAAGCCACAGGAGCUAACUUCCUGCAGGAGCUGGAGGACUGGUACACAUGGCUGGAUAAUGCUCUGGUGCUGGACGCCCUCAUGCAGAUGGCUACUGAGGAGGCUGAACAAAGCAGCACAGAGUCAUCAGAUGAGAGCUCUCUGGCCACCAGCCCUCUGAGACAUCGACUGCCUCAGUCCAUGAAGAUCGUCCAUGAGAUCAUGUACAAAGUGGAAGUGCUCUAUGUGCUCUGUGUUCUUCUUAUGGGCCGACAGAGGAACCAGGUCCACAAGAUGCUGGCUGAGUUCCGUCUCAUCCCAGGGCUCAACAACCUGUUUGACAAGCUGAUCUGGAGGAAAUACACAGCUUCAAAUCACGUGGUGCACGGCCAGAAUGAGAACUGCGACUGUAGUCCAGAAAUAUCCUUCAAAAUCCAGUUCUUACGGCUACUUCAGAGUUUCAGUGAUCACCAUGAAAACAAGUACCUCCUCCUGAAUAGCCAGGAGCUGAAUGAACUGAGUGCCAUAUCCAUGAAGGCUAACAUCCCGGAGGUGGAAGCACUGGUCAACACAGACAGAAGUCUAGUGUGCGAUGGGAAGAAGGGCCUCCUCACGCGCCUUCUUACGGUCAUGAAGAGGGAGCCUCCGGAUUCCUCUUUCAGAUUCUGGCAGGCAAGAGCAGUGGAAAGUUUUCUCAGAGGAGCCACAUCCUAUGCAGACCAAAUGUUCCUGCUGAAGAGGGGACUGCUAGAGCACAUCCUGUUCUGCAUCAUAGACAGUGGUUGUACGUCUCGAGAUGUCCUUCAGAGCUACUUCGAUCUGCUUGGAGAGCUCAUGAAGUUCAACAUUGAUGCCUUCAAGAGAUUCAACAAAUAUGUCAACACUCCAGAGAAGUUUCAGACCUUCCUGACGCAGAUCAACAGUUCUCUGGUUGACUCUAACAUGCUGGUGCGCUGCAUCGUCCUUUCAUUGGACCGCUUUGAGAGCCAGACUGAAGAUGUCAAAGUGGUGGAAGUACUCUCUGAGUGCUGCCUGCUGUCCUACAUGGCCAGAGUUGAGAACAGGCUGUCCUUCCUCUUCCGACUGAUCAACAUCAUCAACGUGCAGACUCUCACACAGGAGAAUGUGAGCUGUUUAAACACCAGUUUGGUGAUCUUGAUGCUGGCCAGAAGAAAGGCUAAACUGCCCUUCUACCUCAACGCCCUGCGGGAGAAGGAGUAUGCUGAAAAGUACCCAGGCUGCCUGCUCAACAACUUCCACAAUCUACUGCGCUUCUGGCAGCGCCACUACCUCAACAAGGACAAAGACAGCACCUGUCUGGAGAAUAGCUCCUGUAUCCCCUUCAGCUACUGGAAGGAGACGGUGUCAGUGCUGCUGGGCUCAGACAGGACUUCUCUGUGUGCCAUAGCGAGCUACAUCGAUGAGCCCUUCAUGGAUCUGGACAGAGACCUGCUGGAAGAUUGACCUCCAGUGUGUGCACUCAGUGUGCUGGGGAUGGGAUGGGGCCAACGGUCACAGGGAGCAUGGACACCUAAAGCUGGUGAUGACUCCCCUGAGCCGAGCCGUCCAGGCGCUUUGUGACUGCGUUCUGGAUGUAAAGACUCACCUGUCUGCUGUCUGCACCUUCGCAUGGAGGCUGUCAUCACAGAUGUGAGCACAUACGGAAUUUGCCUGGCUGUUGUCUUCUCACUAAGUUAUCAAAGGAAGAGGAGAAAAAAACCUGUAAGCCCACCCCAGAUUGGCCACAUGGUAUAGCGGACAAUUAAAGGACCUCGGAAAAUGACACCUGCAUUGGUUGUUUGCUUUAGGUGAAAUUCAAAUAGAGCCUUUUAUAUAACCUAUACAAAAUUCUAUGAAAAAAAAUAUGUAUGAUUCAACAAAUUAUGUUAGAAAAAAAGAUUCUUUUCACGUGGACUUGGUUUGGAAAUGACCACAGAUUGAGCUUUCACCCAGAUGUGCAGGUUGGUGGUGUGUCACAGGGCUGCCAGGAGUCACCAGCCUCACUCUCGCACUACCUUCACGCUCUCUGUUGACUCCAUGCCACUCCACUGCCUGAACUGUGGGGGAAACUGAUGAUAUUGGAGUUUUUUUUUUUGCAGGGGGUCUUCUCAAAAGAGCAUUUUCAUUUAACCUGUCUGUGGGUCUAUUUUGUUAGGUGGCUAUUGUUGAUGGUGCUUUCUGGCUCUACUCAGCACAUUUAGGUAAGUUGAGGGCCGGCUGACAUGUUCUACAUAUCACACGGGGUUCCUCUCACCUAAAACCAUCCAUUCUGUUGUGGCUUCAGAAGCUUCACCCAGGGACUCGUCUUCUUUCCAGGUUAUUUUUAUUGAUUGACUCUUGUCUUGUUGAAAACAAUGGCUUUUAGCUCUGGUUAAACUGUAGAAUAAAACAUUGCACAGAUGAAUUGUUUUUAUUGUUUAUUAUAUUUUAACACAUUUGUUCAUUAAAAACAUCUUCAUUCUGUAAAAGAAUUUGUAUCCAUGUUGUGAAAGAUGCUUUGGGAAGAGAAUAAACUAUGCAGGCGUUAGUGUUAA
This is a messenger RNA of Stegastes partitus (bicolor damselfish), 3395 nucleotides long. It is a transcript of the gene trpc4apa, whose product is annotated as transient receptor potential cation channel, subfamily C, member 4 associated protein a. Bases 1 to 2325 code for a protein of 774 amino acids. The record is from RefSeq and is a predicted model, not a curated record. The transcript is spliced from 18 exons. NCBI's taxonomy places the organism in Eukaryota, Metazoa, Chordata, Actinopteri, Pomacentridae. Gene Ontology annotation, cellular component: Cul4A-RING E3 ubiquitin ligase complex. Gene Ontology annotation, biological process: ubiquitin-dependent protein catabolic process. Gene Ontology annotation, molecular function: phosphatase binding.